CGAGCAGCCUGGGAGCUUCCAGCCCCGCGCGGCAGGUUGGGAUCAGCGGCUGGAGAAUGACUGGCACUCUACGGGAAUACAGCAAGACUAUUCAGUUACUUCCAUCUGUUGACCACACGAGGAAAUUGUCCACGGAGCUGAAAUACUUACUGCAGUGAUUUCUGACCAUACACAAUUAAGGUUGGAUGCCUUUGGGAACUUGAUGCAUGAAAUUUGCAUGACUCCUUGCUGCUUUCCAGUGCCCCUCCUUGGAUUCAAGCCAGCAUGGCUCACAUCACAAAGGUUAAUGGCUGUACCUCAGAAAAAGCAGACGUUGUGAACGGAGACCAUGACAAGGAGCAGAAAGGCCCUUACUGUGUGGAAACCCCCUAUGGUUAUCAGCUAGACUUGGAUUUCGUCAAAUACGUGGAUGACAUACAGAAGGGCAACACCAUCAGGAAAGCGAACAUCCAAAAGAGGCGGAAACCACCUGUGCCAUGCCCGGAUUCCAGGACCGCGCCGGGCCAGCCAAGCUUUUGGACUUCUACUGAAUCGCUUUCAUCCUCCAACAGUGAUGACAACAAACAGAGUCCCAACUUUCUCCUAGGCAGAAGCCUAGUCACAUCAACUCCCGUCCCAAGGCCACCUGCCCCGCUAGAGACCUCACCCACGUUCCUUACCGUCCCAGAAAGUCGCCAGCUGCCCCCGCCCUCCCCACAGCUCCCCAGGCACAACCUUCAUGUCACCAAGACCCUGAUGGAGACCCGAAGAAGACUCGAACAGGAGAGGGUCACCAUGCAGAUGACACCGGGCGAGUUCAGAAGGCCCCGGCUGGCUAGUUUUGGAGGCAUGGGCUCCACCAGCUCUCUCCCCUCUUUUAUGGGUUCUGGAAGCCACCAUCCUGCCUUGCAGCUUCAGAACGGAUACCAAGGCAAUGGGGAUUAUGGCAGCUAUGCCCCAGCGGCAGCUACCACCUCCUCCAUGGGCAGCUCCAUCCGCCACAGCCCCCUGAGCUCAGGGAUCUCCACCCCCGUGACCAACGUGAGCCCCAUGCACCUGCAGCACAUCCGCGAGCAGAUGGCCAUCGCCCUGAAGCGCCUGAAGGAGCUUGAAGAGCAGGUGCGAACCAUCCCCGUCCUCCAGGUCAAGAUCUCGGUCUUGCAGGAGGAGAAGCGGCAGUUGGCCUCGCAGCUGAAAACGCAGCAGGCCGCCUGGCAGGAUGAUGUGUGCGGGGUGCGGAAACGUUCUUACAGUGCAGGGAAUGCUUCCCAGCUCCAGCUCCUCUCCCGGGCCCGGAGGGGUGGCGGGGAGCUGUACAUCGACUAUGAAGAGGAAGAGAUGGAGAGCGUGGAGCAGAGCACACAGAGGAUCAAGGAGUUCCGGCAGCUCACCGCCGACAUGCAGGCGCUGGAGCAGAAGAUCCAAGACAGCAGCUGCGAGGCCGCCUCAGAGCCCAGGGAGAAUGGGCAGUGCCGGCCUCCAGAGCGUCGAUCGGUGGCAGUGGGGGGCGACGGGAAUAUGAAUGACAUCGUCGUGUACCAGAGGAGCUCCAGACCCUGCAAGGAUGCGGCGGUAGGAACAGUCACAGAGACGAGGAACUUGGGGGUCAGCGUGACAGAAGCCAUGCUGGGAGUGACGACCGAAGCCGACAAGGAAAUCGAGCUGCAACAGCAGACCAUCGAGGCCUUGAAAGAGAAGAUCUACCGUCUGGAGGUGCAGCUGAAAGAAACCACCCACGACCGGGAGAUGACUAAACUCAAACAGGAGCUACAGGCUGCGGGAUCCAGGAAGAAAGUGGACAAGGCCACGAUGGCCCAGCCCCUGGUCUUCAGCAAGUUGGUGGAAGCCACGGUGCAGACCAGAGACCAAGUAGUUGGCAGUCACGUGAGCACAGUGGACACGUGUGUUGGAACCGCCUUGCAGACGAAUAGCAUAGGCAUCUCCUGCCAGCCCGAGUGCCGGAGUCAAAUGGUGGGACUCGAGCUGCCCAUGAACUGGUGGAUUGUGAAGGAGAGGGUGGAAAUGCAUGAUCGAUGCACAGGAAGGUCAGUGGAGACCCGAGACCAGAGUGUGGGUGUGGAAGUCAGCGUCUGUGAAACGGGCAGCAACACGGAGACGUCUGGCAGCGACCUGAAGAGCCUCCAGACAAACCUGCACCUCAAGGAUGUGCGGUCCAUCGGCUGUGGGGAUUGCUCUGUCCAUGUGACUGUCUGCUCUCCCAAGGAGUACACCUCACGCAGCGUGGCCACGGAGGCCGUGGGCCAGGUGGAAGUUGCUGUCAUGGCCGCGCCUCAUACCACAAGCCAGCACACCAGUACGUCUUUGGGCCAGGUAGACCAGUCCACCAGCACCGACCCGGCCACCCUUGUAGACUCCUGCACCAACACGUUCCUCAGUACUUGGGACAAGCAGACCAACACCCAGAUAGUGGAGAUGCGGACGGUGGCUGUAGGAGAAGGCCGAGUCAAAGACAUCAACCCUUCCACCAAGACAAGGUCGGUGGGGGUUGGGACAAUGCUUUCUGGCAGUUCAGAGUUGGACAGACCAUCCACUGUGAAGACCAGAGAGUCAGGUGUGGGGCAGAUAAAUAUUCACGACAACUACCUGGUUGGUCUCAAAAUGAGGAACAUAGCAUGUGGGUCGCCACCAUUGACUGUGGGGCCAACAGGCAGCCGGAGGAGCGUAGGUGUGGGGGAUGAACCUAUAGGGGAGCUCCUCCUAGGGGGCCCUGAACCCCAGGUUGCAUCUGGAAUGAUGACCGGCUUGGAUCACUACAUCGAGCGGGUACAGAAGCUGCUGGCCGAGCAGCAGACGCUGCUGGCGGCCAACUACAGUGAACUGGCAGAAGCUUUCGGGGAGCCUUACUCACAGAUUGGCUCCCUCAACUCCCAGCUCAUGAGCACCCUGUCCUCCAUCAACUCUGUCAUGAAGUCUGCAAGCACCGAAGAGCUCAGGAACCCCGACUUCCAGAAAACCAAUCUGGGUAAAGUCACAGGAAAUAAUUUGGAGUAUAGCUGUAAGUGUGGAGGCCUUCAGUCAGGAGGGCUGGUAAGCAUGCCGACGUCCCAGCCUGAGUACAAGGUAGAGGCUACAGAAGAGAAGCCACUCAGCAGCCAAAACAGCUUCCUGUCUCAGGAAAAUAUGCUGGCCCCAGUGAACCUGACUGAUGACCAAAUAGCCACAGGCCUCUACGUAUGUACAAAUAAUGAAAACACACUGAAGUCCAUCAUGAAGAAGAAGGAUGGGAACAAAGAUUCGAAUGGCACCAAGAAGAAUCUUCAGUUUGUGGGCAUUAAUGGCGGGUAUGAAACAACUUCAAGUGAUGAUUCCAGCUCAGAUGAAAGCUCUUCUUCCGAGUCAGAUGAUGAAUGUGAUGUCAUUGAGUAUCCUCCUGAAGAAGAGGAGGAGGAGGAAGAGGAGGACGAAGAAGAUACUCAGGGAAUGGCGGAAGGGCACCAUGCAAUUAAUAAUGAAGGUUUCAAGUCUGCCAGGGUGGAAGAUGAAACACAGGUUCAAGAAUGUGAACCUGAGAAGGUGGAAAUCAGAGAGAGGUAUGAAUUAAGUGAAAAGAUGUUGUCUGCCUGCAACUUACUGAAAAAUAACAUCAAUGAUCCCAAAGCUCUGACCAGCAAAGAUAUGAGAUUUUGCCUGAACACCCUCCAGCAGGAGUGGUUCCGAGUGUCUAGUCAGAAGUCAGCGGUGCCGGCCAUGGUGGGUGACUACAUCGCAGCCUUUGAUGCUGUCUCCCCCGCCGUGCUCCGCUACAUCAUCAACAUGGCGGAUGGCAAUGGGAACACAGCCCUCCACUACAGCGUGUCCCACUCCAACUUCGAGAUCGUCAAGCUGCUUCUGGAUGCAGACGUGUGUAACGUGGAUCACCAGAACAAGGCUGGGUACACCCCCAUCAUGCUGGCCGCUCUGGCGGCCGUGGAGGCAGAGAAGGACAUGCGGGUUGUGGAGGAACUCUUCGGCUGUGGGGAUGUGAACGCCAAGGCCAGCCAGGCAGGGCAGACGGCCCUCAUGCUCGCAGUCAGUCACGGGCGGAUAGAUAUGGUGAAGGGCCUGCUGGCCUGUGGGGCUGAUGUCAACAUCCAGGACGACGAAGGCUCCACCGCCCUCAUGUGUGCCAGCGAGCACGGGCACGUGGAGAUCGUCAAGUUGCUGCUGGCCCAGCCAGGCUGCAAUGGUCACCUGGAGGACAACGCUGACACCCCCGGAUCCCCGUAUUUUCCUGGCAUUGCUCCUAAACUUGACAGUUUGAGUUCUCUUGAGUGGGAUGUUGGCUUCCAGGGGCUAACAGCUGGACAAGGCCUGCUGAGUCCAGCUGGCCUCAGAGCAGUGCCAUUGGGCACUCCUAGGCUUGGAAGGAAGACAUCUCCCAGCCCAACUCACCGAGGCUCAUUUGAUUGAUGAGAUGGCAAACAGCUCUCAUGUACACACCUCCACGAAGCUGCUAAUUGUUCCUGUUGGGGUGACAGAUACUGAAUGUCUAUGAGCUGUGCCUGAGCUCACCAGCACACAGAAGCAUGAAGGCCUGGGCCUGAGCUGGCUUUUUUGCCAGGGGAAACAGAGCAAGCAGGAGAAUGUCUACCCGGACACCCAGCCUCCUCUCUGGCUGUCUACUCUGUGCAGGGCCCGCUUGAAUCCGCGAUCUGUGGCUUCUGACUCUGCUCCGUUAUGUACAGUGGUAGAUCCGCAAACUAGCCUCUCUUCCUUCUCCCUGGCUCCCCUACAACACAAAGAAGUCACCAGGUUCUCUUUGGUUAAACGUUUCCACAGAUAUUUAUAUUUGCGCCAUGUGGAACCCAUUGGAAAACACUUCCAAAAUUUCAUUCCAGGGUGAUUUGGAUCUUUUUUUUUUCCUUUUCUUUUUCUUUUUUUUUUAAAGUAAGAUAGUUGAGAUGAUUCUUUUGAUCAUCUGCAACUUCAGCCCCUGGCUGGUAGUAUCUGGUUUUAGAAAUAGAAAAGAUAGAACCCUCAAAGCAUAUAAACUAACACAGGGAAAUAUUUCCAGUUGGUGUAUUAUAUGGGUUUUUAUAUCAAAAGAUAUCUAUGAAGUUGACAUCAUAUUUUCAACUUUUAUAUUGCAUAGUGAUGAAAUUCCUGAAGUUACAUGUAACAUCACACUUUCAACCAUCGCACAGCCCCGUCUAAUAAAGGUUGUGUUAGAAUUGGCUCUGUAUUUGCCGCUAGAGAAACAGCAUAGUUCUCUAUGUAUUUAUGGAUUCCUUUAUAAUGUGUCACAUUUACUUGGGUCCGGUAUGUAUUUAAAUGUUUGAAGUGCCUUAGCCUCUUGCCAUAUUUUCAAAAUAAAACUCCAUUAAGCUCUUG
Dipodomys ordii (Ord's kangaroo rat) is the source of this 5310-nucleotide messenger RNA. It is a transcript of the gene Kank1, whose product is annotated as KN motif and ankyrin repeat domains 1. Lineage: Eukaryota; Metazoa; Chordata; Mammalia; Rodentia; Heteromyidae. Gene Ontology annotation, molecular function: protein binding. The record is from RefSeq and is a predicted model, not a curated record. Gene Ontology annotation, cellular component: cytoplasm; cytoskeleton. The transcript is spliced from 13 exons. Bases 265 to 4389 code for a protein of 1374 amino acids. Gene Ontology annotation, biological process: negative regulation of actin filament polymerization.